AUGUCAACUCGUGUAUCCUGCAGCUUGGGGAGCUGGGUGCGUCUUGCGGGUGGCGGCCGAGCUCUACGAUUGGCGUGCGCUGCGAAAGGCUCUGCGCAGCUAAAGGUUGAACCUUUGCCAGUAGUAAACGAGCAAGAACAUCUACAGCGUUCCUUGGACUUGGGCCCAGCCUUCAAGCAGGCACCAGCCUUUGAGUAUGUGGCGGUCGCCUUCCGUUCGCAGCCGCGGUCCAAGCGCAACAAGGUGCAGCAGCGAGGCGUCACCGCAAAUACAAAACAUCAAGGUGGAAUUAAGAAAAUCUUUGGCAAAGUCGAUGAUGGCCAGGCGUAUCGCACGCUUGAGAUGGUAUCAGGCGAUCGAAGACUUCUCUUCGAGUCCACAGAGGGCGGCGGGAACGCCACAGCAGCUUCUGGAGCGAUAAAGCAACACGAGUCCGCAGCUCUGCUUGGCAACACCGACGCGAGCACCGCGACUGCCGACACCGUCAAGACGCCAGCAAACCCUGUCCGCACACGUCGACGGGCAGACAGGCAAUUAGCCAAGCUUAAGCAACCCGGCCCCAGGGCAUACACCAGCCCUGGUACCGCAGCCCGUACCUUGGAAUCUCGAAGGAACUCUUUCCGGCCUGUGGCUUCUAGGAUGGCGCCUGCUGCUGCUGAGUGUCCGCUUCGACAGGGCAAUCCCGCAGAUGCCUCCCGGGUGCCAUCCUGGCCGGACACAACCAAUCCUUCCGACGAGCAGCCGACCCAAACCACAGUCAAUGUCCCUGAUAGGACCAGCAACAUGCGCGAUGCUGCCAUUCCCGUGUCCGUCAGCCGGCUACACCACCUCGCCUCCACGGACACAUCAAUUGGGCAGCAACAAGAGCCAAAACAGCCAAUCCCCCCUCAAACUUCCCACUCGCAACAAGAACGAAAACACCCGCAGCCGUCGCCGCAGCGGCGAGCGGCGGCUCGUCACAGUCAACGUGUGGUAGCGGCGGCAGCAGGGGUAGACAUUUUGGCUGCCGACGCGCGUGCGGUCGCCGGCGAGCGCCUGGCAGCCGCAGCCGCGCUACUGCAGAUGCCUGUCAAGGAACUGCACCGUUAUCGUGGCUUCUGCUCGGAGCUGCGCGCUCUGGAGCUCAGUCCUGCGGCUUUGGCGGCGCUGUGCGGCGUCCUAGUCCAAGAUCUCGGCCUGGCACCGCCGCAGCUAUGUGCCGUUCUGCUGCGUCAACCCCACGUACUGCGCGUGCCGCCGGGUGUCCUUGCGCGUCGCGGCGCCGCGCUGGCGCUGGAGCUACAGCUGCCACCGCCUCUGGGGCCCGGCGGGGGCGGCCCACUCGCCGCCAUCGUGGUGGCGGUUCCGGACGUGCUGUUGCGGCGCAGCGAGUUUGCCGGCACCACCGCCGCGCUGGCGGAGGCGCUGGUGCUGCCGCCGGCUGAUGCCCUGGCGUUACUGUGUGGCGAGCCGCAGCUGCUCAGGCACCAGCCUGGGUUCUUCGCGCUUAGUGUGGCGCAGCUUAGGGAGCAGCUGGGCCUGUCCCCGGCGGCUGCGGCGGCUCUGGCGGCGGCUGAGCCACAGCUCCUGUCGGUCUCUCCCGGUGUGUUGCAUGCGAACGGCGCACUCCUGCGGUCGCGGUUGCAGCUGCAACCCGAGCAAUUGGCCGAGAUGGCAGCGCGCGCCCCGGAGCUGCUCAUUCGGUCGCCCGGCGUGCUACGCGCGGUCGUGCAGCGCCUGACGGCGGUGCUAAGUCACUCUGCGGCCUGGAGGGAGGCGCUGCCGCGGCUGCUGGCGUCGCCGCGCAACCUGGCGGUGGCGCUGUCGUUCGGCAGCGACCGAUACGAUCGGCUGGAGUACCUUGCGGCGACGGGACGUGACCGGAUCAUGAGCUUCAAGGAGGGCUUAUCGCUGAGCGCGGAAGAAUUCCAGGAAGUGUUCCCGGAAUACCUGUAUAACGACUGGCGGAAGGCGGUUGCUCCGCAGGCGCAGCCGGCAAGAGUGUCCCACCACACGCACGGGGCGCCCGCACACUUGCACGCCCCCUCGCACGCAAGGUCGACUCGGACUGGGUGA
Messenger RNA from Volvox carteri f. nagariensis, 2055 nucleotides. RefSeq lists its product as uncharacterized. The transcript has a single exon. The record is from RefSeq and is a predicted model, not a curated record. The coding region runs from base 1 to 2055 and encodes 684 amino acids. Lineage: Eukaryota; Viridiplantae; Chlorophyta; Chlorophyceae; Chlamydomonadales; Volvocaceae.